Molecule: messenger RNA, 2940 nt
Organism: Nymphalis io (European peacock)
Lineage: Eukaryota; Metazoa; Arthropoda; Insecta; Lepidoptera; Nymphalidae
Product: aminopeptidase N-like
Exons: 14
Coding region: 1-2913 (970 amino acids)
Biological process (GO): peptide catabolic process; proteolysis
Cellular component (GO): cytoplasm
Molecular function (GO): zinc ion binding; metalloaminopeptidase activity; peptide binding
Source: RefSeq, a predicted model, not a curated record
AUGGCCCGGACUAAGUUUAAGUGGCAAUUUAUUAUUUACCUCAGUCUCAUAACUUUGAAUAACGCAAGGUCACUACCGAUACUUCGACCAUUGACUUUACAAACAACAGAUAGUAUUUAUCCAAAUACAGUACAAGAGACGCCUAUUGAGGCAAUUCAAACUUUUACAACAGAAUCAGUAAAUAAUGUAAAAGAAGUACCCAGAAAUGGAACACUCGAUUUGAAAAAUGGAUCUCUGUUCAGAUCUAAUGUAAGACCGGGUCAAGAAGUAAGACGGUAUAGUGUUGAAUUCAAGAGAGAUGGUAACACUAUUACAGGAAGGGCAGUAAUUGACGUUCAACUAACUGAAGCUACAAGAAAAAAUGCAAUAUUAUUUAAUGCAGUACAACUAACAGUGACUAGUGUUCUGGUCGGCGUAUUAACAAGUGCAAAUGCAGUGGCAGCAAGCUUCAGACUAGCUAAUCAACAAUUAGAAAUUACGCCAGAUCAGUCGGCUACGUCCUAUGUUGUUAUCGUAGAAUACACUAUCCCAUUAAGGGAUAAUGGCUUUGGACUUUAUAUGGGAAAAUAUCAAGACACAGAUUACAUAGCAAUGAAUCUUCAUGCGACGAAUGCUAGGCGUGUUUUUCCCUGUAUGGAUGAGCCUAAUCUAUCUACAAUUACUACAUUUACGUUCGAAGAUAUGGGAUAUGAAACGGUACUUACAAAUGCCAUGCUAGCUCCGGAUAGUGAAACAACCUUCAGACCAUUAGAAGGACCGGCUCAUCUGUGGGGUAUGGUAGCACAUGAUUUCAGAAAUGUCGGUUCACCUGUGGCGAAUGUUCAUUUAUACGUCCGUCAAGGCGUUACAAAUCAAGAAGACCUAGCUUCAGCUGCAAUUCAUAAUUAUUACGUAGCUUUGAACGAAUGGACAAAAAAACCACACAACGAAAUAAUAGCAAAUCAAGAUGGAAGACUGCAUAUAAUAGCGAUACCUGAUGUAUCAAAAGAUUGGUACGCUUUAUCUACAGUAUGCAUUUGGGAACCUUUUAUUCUAAUGGAAAGAACCGGUUCUGUACUACAAAGGAAGUUGGCUCUAAUAAAUAUCGCUGAAGGAAUGUCGAAACAGUGGUUUGGAUACACAUUAUAUCCAGAAAACUGGCAACAUCAGUGGAUAAUCUCUGGUCUUAGCAGUUAUGCGGGUUACAAUAUCGCAAAAGACUUUCAAACAAAUCCUCAAGGUCCAGAUGAUACAUUAAUCGAUAUGAACGCGAUAUUUACGACGGAUUUCAUACAAGAAAGUCUUCUCCAUGAUUCCUUUUCAAAUGCUCUUGCCCUACAGCCAGCCGAUAAUAUCUUUGCAGAAAAUCGUAUAAGACUUCAUGUGUUUGGCGUUUUAAAAUAUAAAGCUCCAGCAUUGCUACGAAUGUUUAGAUUAAUUCUUGGUGAUGACGAAACGGAUGUUAUACAAGACGCUGCAAGAGCACUUCUAACAAGCAGGGCCUUACAACCUAUAAAUUUGCAAAACUUCUACGACGCAAUUAUGAGUGAAUUACCUGGCGAGAACUUGGUAGAUUCAAAUAUCGACUUUAUGGCAAACUGGUUAACUAAUAAUGGAUAUCCUCUCAUCAAUGUUAGAAUGCAUCAAAAUGGCGUGGUUGUGUCACAGCAACGAUUUAGCUUUUCCACUGUACCACAAGUAAACUAUUUAGUGCCAAUAUCAUAUACAACUAGUGCUGACCCGGACUUUGAUGAUAUUCAACCCAAGUUUAUGAUGGAAAAUACACUCGAAUUAAAUUUCCAAAUAGAAGAUGAUGGCUGGGUUAUAUUCAACUUACAAGGUCAAGGUUACUACCGCGUGAAUUACGACGACCAAUUGUGGGACAAGAUUAUUGCAGCGUUAGAAGACCCAGAGACGAGAGAAACAAUACAUCCAUUGAAUCGGGCCUCUGUACUUGAUGAUUCCCUUAAUUUGGCUCGAGCUGGAAGACUCGACUACGACAUAGCAUUCCGGAUUGCCCUUACCAUGGAACAUGAAUUAGAUUAUGCUGUGUGGCGUUCGUUUAUUAGAAACAUGGACUUUUUGAGAAAGCGUCUCUUUAAAUUAGAUGAAGGAGUAUAUGUAAGAAUGAUACGCAGAACGAUAACGUUAUUUGAAGAAGAACUUGGUUUUGAACCAAGCUCUGCAACUGAGCCGGCUAUGGAUAGUCUUACACGAGGUAUGGUGAUGGACCACGCUUGUCGCUCUGGGUACGAUCCUUGCAUCGCAGCUGCAGUGGACUUAUUUUACGAUCCCAAUAAUAACGGAGCAGUAAACCCUAACAUACCAAGGGAUAUAAGACCAGCAGUUUACUGUACCAUGGUGAGAGAAGGUGAUGAAGAUGUAAUAAAUGCUCUACGCGAACGAUUGGAAAUUGAACCUUCAAUUUACGAACGUGUUGUCAUAUUAGAAUCCUUGGCCUGUUCGCAAGAUGAGGACUUCAUUCCAGAAUUGCUUGAAGAAACUGUUAGUGCUGCUACUGAUUACACACCCGAGGAAAGAUUAAAGAUCUUCGCCGCGGUCGCCUCUUCGAGUUUUGAUAAUGCACGUCACGCGCUGGACUUUUUGACAACACGGGCUGGCGCGAUAAGGAAUAUGUAUGGCGGAGGAGAAAAACUUGACGAGGUCGUAUUUAUUAUGGCCGAUAAUAUUCUGAAUGAUGAGCUUGCAAGUGAUUUUAACAUUUGGGUAAAUUCAUUGGAUUCGAUAAGCAAUCUUGGUGAUUCGAGCGUAGCAGCCGCCGAAGCAAGAAGAAUAAUUAUUCAAAAUCAGCAUUGGAACGACAACCUAAUGGAGGAAGCUUACGACUGGAUCAACGCAAAUCAUGCACCAACAAUAUUGAUUUCUACAUUUUUACUUACUUUAUCUUUAUUUAUUACUUUAUUUAAUUAUUAAAUAACUUAUAUUUAUUUAAUAUAAAUG